CAAUGUGUCAUCUGUCAAGUAAAAAAAUUAAAAAUUAAUCUUCAAGCUGAAAUUGCACGUAUUAAUAUUUUCAUUGUAAUUUAUAUUAAGUAAUUCAUAGUUGUUUAAUAGUUUUGAAACUUCGACAGUGCUUGCUUGAAAGCCGAAGUUAAAAAUGGCUUCCACAAGCACAGAUUCGCAGGCCACUAUAGCCCAGAAAACAUGGGUGAUGGCCAACAACAUAGAAACGCUAGCGAGCGUGGAUGAUAUUUACCGCUACGACAAAAAACAACAACAAGACAUCCUAGCGGCCAAACCAUGGGAGAAAGACCCUCAUUUCUUCAAAGACAUCAAAAUUUCAGCACUUGCAUUGUUAAAAAUGGUUAUGCAUGCAAGAUCUGGAGGAACCCUGGAAGUCAUGGGUCUUCUGUUAGGCAAGGUGGAUGCUAACACAAUGCUGGUGAUGGACUCAUUUGCUCUGCCGGUGGAGGGCACCGAGACUCGAGUGAAUGCUCAGGCUCAGGCCUAUGAGUACAUGACUGCUUACAUAGAGGCUGCUAAACAGGUUGGCAGACAUGAAAACGCCAUAGGAUGGUACCACAGCCAUCCUGGGUAUGGCUGCUGGCUAUCAGGCAUUGAUGUCUCCACUCAGAUGCUCAACCAGAACUUCCAGGAACCCUUUGUGGCCAUUGUCAUUGACCCGGUCAGAACCAUAUCAGCUGGGAAAGUGUGUUUGGGAGCUUUUAGAACUUAUCCUAAGGGCUACAAACCAGCCAAUGAAGAGCCCUCAGAAUACCAAACCAUACCGCUAAAUAAGAUUGAAGACUUUGGUGUGCACUGUAAACAGUACUAUUCCCUGGAGGUGUCAUACUUCAAAUCAUCGCUAGAUCGGAGACUGCUGGACUCACUGUGGAACAAGUACUGGGUGAACACGCUUUCCAGCUCGAGUCUCAUCACCAAUGCUGAUUACACUACCGGCCAGAUAUUCGAUCUCUCCGACAAGUUGGAACAGAGCGAAGUGUGCUUAGGUGAGCAAAGGGCGUUUAUUAAGGAAGUCAGAAAUAUUUUGCACGGGCGCGGUGGUUUCGUAGUGGCGGGCACGGACCACCAUGAGAAGCGCACAGAGGACAAACUGGGGAAGGCCACCAAGGACGCGUGCAAGACCACCAUAGAAGUCAUCCACGGACUUAUGGCGCAGAUGAUCAAGGACAGGCUCUUCAACAGCGUCAGCGGCCGGCCAUCGCCCUGCGCGCCCAUGAUUGAGUGAAUUUACUGAAAUAACAUAUACUUGAUAUCACACCACACAUGAUUUUUUCAAGUCGGUAAUUGAACCUGGGACUUGUCAUUUGCGGACUUAGUGGAUGAAUAUGUAGAAGAGAUCAAUUGAUUUGAGCUAACAUGCGUAGUGGUGGGGGUAUUUAUGUGUUUAUAAAUAAUUAAUCGAUAAUAUCGAAUUACAUAAAUAUUGAUAUGUUUAAAUCACCAGAAAGUGUUUGAAGAUAUUUUUUGGCAGUCAAAAUUUGUUUUGAAUUACCAGUUUCUGUACCUACUGAUGUAUCCUAUACUUAUUAAAUAAAAAAUGUGUAAAACGGU
Messenger RNA from Bicyclus anynana (squinting bush brown), 1572 nucleotides. RefSeq names its product COP9 signalosome complex subunit 5 (gene CSN5). Bases 155 to 1246 code for a protein of 363 amino acids. The transcript is spliced from 6 exons. Gene Ontology annotation, cellular component: cytoplasm; COP9 signalosome. NCBI's taxonomy places the organism in Eukaryota, Metazoa, Arthropoda, Insecta, Lepidoptera, Nymphalidae. Gene Ontology annotation, biological process: protein deneddylation. The record is from RefSeq and is a predicted model, not a curated record. Gene Ontology annotation, molecular function: deNEDDylase activity; metallopeptidase activity; protein binding.